CUGGCGAGUGCAGUGCUCGGCUCGCUGGAAUGCUCGUCACUGGGCCCACCUCCGCAUAUACCGCGCGGCCCUGGUUCGCGGGCUCCCCGCGCGGGUUUGCUGCGGCUACGCUCCUCGCCUCCGUUGGCUGGGCGCUAUCGCAUCCCCAACACUUUUUGUCCAUCUAGGACCAAAACUCACUUAAGUACGCCGUAUUUAGCAGGGUUUGUCCUAAAACCAGCAAAAAGGACCAAAAGUGACUUGGGGGUUGUAUGUAAGGAAAUAAGAUCCAGGUAA
Molecule: messenger RNA, 276 nt
Organism: Phytophthora sojae
Lineage: Eukaryota; Oomycota; Peronosporomycetes; Peronosporales; Peronosporaceae
Exons: 1
Source: RefSeq, a predicted model, not a curated record